AUGAGCUCCCUUCUAUCUAAAACAAAAUUGUCACCCAAGGAUAAAAAGUAUUCACAACUGGUCGAGAAAACACUCGCCACGUUUGAUUCACUUGAAGAAUGGGCAGAUUAUAUUGCAUUUUUGUCAAGAUUACAAAAGUCUCUUCAAUUGAAUAUAGACACUGCAAAGGAAUCAUACUACGUUCCAUAUUCAUCCCAAGUUUCCAAUCGUUUGGCAUUAUGUCUAUCCUCAGACCUUCCCAAUGGUGUACAUCAAAAAGCUUUGAGUGUAUAUGAGUACAUUUUCGACCGAUUACCUGAAUCAACUUUGAAUAAAGAUAUAAAUAUUUGGUUGCCGGGCUUAUUACCACUCUUUUCGUAUUCAUCGAUCCUGGUUAAACCUCUACAAAUCAAGAUGUUUCGCCAUUUAAUAUUAUCACAGUUGAGUGCAACCACAUUAUGUGGCAUCAGCAAACCAUUUAUUCUAUGCUUGCUUGCAGGAUUAGACGAUGAAAACUCAGAAGUAUUUGGAGACGUUAUUGAAUUGUUGGAUGCUUACAAACUGAAACUCAAUAAUGAUUCGCAUUUCUGGCAAAGUAUGUUUGUCUGCAUUAUCAGAAACCCCGAAAGGAGACUUGGUGCAUUGCAUUGGUGUGUAAAGAGGCUUCCCCUGUUUAUCAGCUUCAAAGAUCAAAACGGAAAAACAGUACUAUCCGAAGAGGCUCAGCUCUGCUUAAAACCAGAACCAGGGUUGCUAAUCAGAGCAAUGGCAAUAUCGAUUGAUAAUCCAGAGUCGUUUGAUGUAGUUGUUGUUAGAGGGUUUUUUGACUUAAUGUUGUCUCAUAUACCUUUGGAUAGUGAUGUUAUUACUAAUCGAAUCACUCCUACGGACAGAGAAGUACUUAUAAUGGCAUGUUCCAAGAUUACAUUGCGCAAAGACAUGAGCUUGAAUAGAAGAUUAUGGACUUACUUCUUGGGACCUGAAACUGAGCACGAAAGUCUGAAAGCACUUACGCGAACAGAGUACUUUAAGCAAUAUGUCGAGGAAACAUUAAUUAAUGGUCUUUUAGCAAUGGCACAUUCUGAUAAAAUCGAAUUAAAAUGUGACGCGUUCAAGAUUUUGUUGCCGUUAAUUAUGGAUAAAUGGGAGAUUGGAAAUGUUUUGACUCCUAAGUUAUUCUCCUCGUUUUUAAAGAUCGCAUACAAUAAUCGUGAUCACCAGGACUUGAUGAUUUCAGCAAGCACUCUUUUCGACGGAGUCGAAUCAAUUUACAUUUGGUCCGAUAUCAUUGGAGUUAUAUUGUCAGAUGAAAGCGACGAAGAGGAACAUGAAUUUGAUGUUGUUCAUUUUGUUUUAAAGGACUUCAAUGUCAAUGAAGAAGAAAUGGCUACACUUCAUGUGCCAUUUGCAAUUUUGUGUUUGCUUGCUAAAUCGACAGUAACUCCCAAAAGAUUAGAUACAUUAGAAUUGUUAAUAAAUUUGGUUUCAGCUCGAUCUUUGGACACUUUAGAUGAAGGAGUUACUUGUUGCGAAAGUGAGAUUAUUAACAAAAUAGAAACGUGGUACUCUUCAAGUCUUAAAGGUGAAAGUCCUAAUACCCCCUUUUCACAAGGUCAAGUUUCGUUUUUGAUAGUCAAUUUAUUACAAAAAGUUUACGUCGAUAAUAUGGAAGACACCCGGUUUUGCAUUAAGGUUGCUGAAUUAUUGAAUCAUGUAAGAAACUUUGCCAUGAUCAAGUCGAGCCACAGGAUCCAAGAUUCAAAGUUGGUGGAAAAAAUUUUGAAUGUUUCUGUUCCGGAUUUCAGUUGUGAGCUUAAUAACCAAGAUGGAUUAUUAGUCGCAUUUGGAAUUUCAAAGCUUGUGGGAAUAUUCUCAAAACUGUUGAAUCACGAAACUAACGAAAAAGUAUUAAAAGUAUUACUUUCAAAUUUGUGGAGUGCAGUGGUCUCGUCUGAUCCAGCGAACCAUCAAGUGGAAGCAGUGAGAGCAAUUUUUGAAUUGGAGACGUGUUACUCCUUGAAAAAGCUUGAGGCAGGGUUGGUAGAAUUAUUUCUAGCUUUACCUGAGAAUCGCCGUGUCAAGGCAUUUGAGAUAUUGUGGAUUCAUUCAAUGUCAAUCAAUGAAAGUGAUAGAAUUUUAGAAAAACCUCUUCAGUUGUUGCUCGACGGCUGUUCAGAUGCUAGCUCUCAAAACAGAUUACCCAUUGACGAAUUUUUAAAACAAGUCAUUAAGACUGGAGCUUCCAACAGAUUACUCAAGUUGAUAACUAAUCCAAUUUUGGCAUUUGAUUUUAUUGUUGCUGAGAAUGAAUCGUUACAAUUGGAUGAUGAUUUGGGCCAGUUUUCGUAUUUUUUAAAUUUGGUUGUCAAAGUCAUCACUGCGGAUGUUAAACUGUUUCGGGAUUGCUUUAACAAUGAACUUGCUGUUAUGGACAGUAAGACGAAAAUAACUUUGGUGAAGGAUAACAAUUGGAACAUCUCAACUUAUAAAUCUUUAUUGUUGUCGGUUAUUCAAAAAUUUUUUAAAUUGAAUUUAGCCACCGAAGCUUUUGAGGAUAGAGAACAAAUGCAGAAUUACUAUUCCUCAAUUGACAAUUGUUUACAGAUUUUGCACUUGUUAGUGACGGGGAAUGAGAAUGAUUUUGGAGAUUUGUUGAUGUUUUUGAUUCAGAUUUCUUUGAAACUUUCCAAAACUGGCACAGUAUCUCCGAUUAUCGAGGCUGUUCAGUCAAAGUUUUUGCAGUGUAUUUUUUACUAUUUGGAGCGUGCAACCGAGUUGAGGUUGAAUUUAAAUUUGCUACACGUUGAAGAACAAAACAAAAAUCCAUUGUUAAUUAAUUUUAUAUGUCUCGGAAUUCUGAAAAGCGAGUCCCCUAUAUUGUUGGAAAAGUGGAUGUCACUUCUUAUUAAAUCAUUAUACUUAUUUGGGGAAUCUGUGUUCAGUGUCUUGCUUGUCUUGAAUGACACUUUAAUUAAGAAAAUCGACAAUCUGUUUGACCAAUUUUCUACUUGGCAACAUUUCAAAGACCCGCAAGAUUUUGAAAGCUCUGUUGAUAUCCUUUUCAGUGGUUUGGAAGACUUAUUGACAAUCAGUCAUAGCUAUCUAAUGACAUCUAAUAUUAAACAGCAGGCUGAAAAUCAAAAGAAUUCCAAUACAGACAACGGUUUCUUAAAUACGGUUAUCCUGGGUGUUUUCCAAAUUGAAUCUCCCGCCAUAAGAUCAUCAGAACAGAACAAACUAUAUUCGAUCCUUUUGGCGUUUCAUGAUGCGGUGCGGGUGAGUUUCAAAAUCUGGAAUUGGUCUGAUUCAAAAACGACAACCCCUUCCACAGUGAAUUACUACUCAGAUAGAUCGUUGACGUAUAUUUCCCAUAAGCUCAAGUUUAGAGCUAGGAAAUUGUUGGAAUCGUUGUUGGAUAUGGAAAGACAGGAAGUGGUUGAGUCUAUUUUGAUUCUGAACGGUUCUGUGAAUGCUAAACUCAAGUUAAUGGAUAUAUUGGACGGGGGCAGACCUCAAAUGACUUUGCCUUCAAUAUUAAAGUCUAUUUUAUUGAGAUCCAAUUUGCCAGUGUUUUCAGAAUUGUCGCGUGUGGCUGUUGAUUUGGACUUCGAUUUGAAUAUGAAAGAGCUUUCGCGGUUCUUAGUCGACUUUUUGAAUUUCAUCGAUAAUGAUUCUGUUGCGGAUAUUUGGAAUCAUAUAAUGGUUUUUUUCAAAGAUGUUCUUACUCAUGUCGGUGCUUUUGAUGAAAUUUUGCUGGAUUGUCUACUUAUUUGUAGCGGCUUAUCCAAGAAGUUGACUUCCAUCAAAAAUAGAGACCACAAGUAUCAGAAAGAAUUGGGUGAUAUCUUUGUUCGUUUAUUUAAUCAGGUUCUAAAUUUGAAACAGUUUUUAGUUAGCGACAUGUCAAAGAAUAAUACAAAGACGACGCGCAAGGGGGAUUUAGUUAGUAGCAAGCCUGACUUGGAAAAUAAUUUUAGUACACUUUGCCAAAUAAUUCCUGUCUUUGAAGACAUUUUGCCCGACAGCGAUAAAGUAAGUCUGCUAGCCAACUUGACUGUCACUAAUUUUAUUAUCGCGCGAACAAAGCUGAAAACAGUUUCCGAGAUUCCUGAAGAUGUUGUCGUGAUUAUAAACAUACUUGGAGAAAGUAACUCUUGUCGUAGUUGGAAGACAUUGGUUUCGGAUUUGUUCAUGGAUAAGAGUUUUUUCAAUAACACACUGUCGAUGUCAAGUGUUUGGAGAUCUGUUAUCAACAGUUGGAUGGUACAUGAUAAGGAGAGAUUUGGUGAGAUCAUAUCCAGAAUAACAGUUACUUCCGGCGCUUCACCAAGUAAUUUGUUUGUAUGGAAUGAGAUGUCUGAAAUUGAAAACAAGGCUAACUUGUUGAAAAGAUUGGUCUAUUUGAUUUUGGUUCUUCCCAAGGAUUACUUUUUGAAUUAUUUGGAACCACUAUUUGAUAAGGUGAAUGUUCUUUUGAAUGGAAACUGCCCGGACAUCAUUCGUAUUCAAAUAAUGAUUCUUUUUAGAGCUGUCUGUUUGAAAUUCAAUGAGUUGCACCUAUUGCUGAAGUGGACUUUGAUUACACAUGAACUUUUAUCUACAUUUGAAAACUUGUUAGCCAAAUCCGCUAAAGAGUUAUCUACCUUGUCACAAGACAGCUUACAACUUAUAUUUUUUGGCUGUAAGCUAUUAGAUCAAUUGUUGAUUUUGAGCUACGAUGAGUUCAACUUGAAAGAGUGUUUGUUCGUAUCAACCAGUCCAGAUUUGGAUGAUGGUGAGUCCAUUUCAAUUAUUAGCAAAAUAUCAAAAAAGUACGAUUUGACUUACUUGAAAGAUGAGCCAUUCAAGGUCGAUCAAGCCCUGGGUCUGUUACGUCCCUUGUUGGAGGGGAAGAGAAAGAUUGAGCUGUUAACACAGUUAAGGCUUUUUUUUGACUCGCUUGGUUUGAUCAAUUAUGAAAGAACAUACAGCUUGUACCCUAUAGAUUAUGACUCCUGCACAACCGAUGCUUUGAGCGAUUUGGUAAAUUGA
Candida albicans SC5314 is the source of this 5010-nucleotide messenger RNA. RefSeq lists its product as uncharacterized. Lineage: Eukaryota; Fungi; Ascomycota; Pichiomycetes; Serinales; Debaryomycetaceae. The record is from RefSeq and is a predicted model, not a curated record. Bases 1 to 5010 code for a protein of 1669 amino acids. Gene Ontology annotation, biological process: Golgi to endosome transport. Gene Ontology annotation, cellular component: trans-Golgi network; endosome. The transcript has a single exon.